Molecule: messenger RNA, 3096 nt
Organism: Gastrolobium bilobum
Lineage: Eukaryota; Viridiplantae; Streptophyta; Magnoliopsida; Fabales; Fabaceae
Product: histidine kinase CKI1-like
Exons: 7
Coding region: 1-3096 (1031 amino acids)
Biological process (GO): phosphorelay signal transduction system; phosphorylation
Cellular component (GO): nucleus
Molecular function (GO): phosphorelay sensor kinase activity
Source: RefSeq, a predicted model, not a curated record
AUGGUUUUGUGGCCUUCAUCUUUCGUCAUCGUGCUGGCAUACAUUGUUCUUUUCAUAUUGCCGCCAUGCUGGUAUGUCAUGGUGACACGUAUCGAGCAGCAUGUGAAUUUGAAUUCAAAAAAUGUUCUUUCACAAUUUCAAUCAGAAAUUGAGCAUUCAGCUACACUGAUACACCCUAUGAAUUCGUCCUCAACAAAUUUUGCAAGAUUUAUGAGUUCAACCCUCAAAACUACUAACAUCUCAUUCUCUGAGAUUGAGACCAAGGUGGCUCCGUUAUUAUUUCAAGCAUUUGAGACGGUUCCUCACUUAGCCCAAAUCUCUUACAUUGGGAUGGAUGGUCAUUUUUUCUCAUAUUACACUGAUCAUGAUCAAGCUAUGGCAAUGUACUCAAACGCAUCAUCAUCUUCGAAUUCUACUUGGGGUACCUUAAAUACAACCGUAUAUUACAUCCAGCCUGUAAAUCGUGACACAGGAGAGUUAUAUGGGGAAGCCAUAAAAUCUAAUUCCUCUAUCAAUGCAAGUGGGGUUGCGGAAGCAAUUAAUAGUUCUUAUGGGUAUGCUUCUUUGGGAACCAAGUGGAACAAUGGUCAUGAUCUUCUAUUCAUUAGUUCAGCCAGAAUCACAAGAACAGGAGUGAUCUCUCUAGGUUUUCCAGCAAAAUCAAUAACUAAUUUUUUAACUCCUAUUGGUCAUCUAGGUGCCAGCUUGUAUUUGGCUACCAAAGAUGGCCAAGUGCUUGUAGAAGGGAUCCACGAUACUCGUAUGAUCAUUUCAAAUGAUACGGUUUCCUUUCAAUCAGUGAAUGCAAAUGAUGAUCAAACAAGCACUGUUUCAUGCAAAGGUGGAGUGGUUGCUUCAAUUUUGAAUAUUCGGGAUGUUGAGUAUUUAAUUCACUGCUCCCCCAUUGAUAUAAUGGGAAUAAAAUCGGUGUAUGUUUUGGCUAUUCCACAAAAUGCAUUGGUCCGCUUUGUUCUCAACAUUAAGAAAAUUGCAUUGGCACUAUUGACUGUGAUGAUGGUAACGACAUUCAUUGCCAUAGUCUGUUUUCUAUUUAUAAAUACUAGAUCUGCUAGGCGUGAAAUGCAGAGUAUGAAUAAGAGUCUUGCUCUUGCUAAGGCUAGCCAUGACAUUCGCGCUGGGCUUGCUGUCCUUACUGGUUUGAUAGAUCAGAUGUCAUAUGAGGAAGUUGUCUCUGGUUCAGAAUUACAGACCAACUUAAAACAAAUGGAUUCUUGUACAAAAGAUUUACUAGGACUCUUGAAUAAUAUACUUGAUGCAAGCAAAAUUGAAGCAGGGAAAAUGCGUCUUGAGGAAGAGGAAUUUGAUAUAUUCCAACUCCUAGAAGAAGUAGUUGAUUUAUACCAUCCCGUGGCUAUGAAGAAAGGAGUAGAUCUCGUAUUAGACCCUUGUAAUGGUUCUCUACUGAGAUAUUCACGUGUGAAAGGCGACAGAGGAAAACUCAAACAAGUUUUUUCCAAUUUACUGAGCAAUGCUAUCAAAUUUACUGAUGAGGGGUACAUAGCAGUUCGGGCAUGGGCUCAAAAGAGCUCAAUAAUCACUACUAACAGAAACAGCUUCAGGAGACAUUUGUCACGCUUAUUUUAUAGGAAAAAUGAGGCACAUCGUAACCAAGAAUCCAUGAAUUCAAUGCAACAAGAUCCGAGUUAUAUGAAUUUUACUUUUGAAGUGGAUGAUACAGGCAAAGGAAUUCCUAAAGAGAAGUACAAAUCUAUAUUUGAGAAUUAUGUCCAAGUCAAAGAAACUGCUCUUGGUCAAGGAGGAACUGGCUUAGGACUUGGUAUUGUGCAGUCCUUGGUACGUUUGAUGCAUGGAGAUGUUGGAAUAGUGGACAAGGAUAUUGGUGAAAAAGGGACAUGCUUUAGGUUCAAUGUGGUCCUUACUGCAUGUGAGACAGGGACGGAAGGUAGCACAAGAGAAGGCCAAUUUGUAUCAGGUGACAGAACCAUUCACACUAAUAGUUCUACUUCAAGCACUUACUCCAUGACUACUCCUAGGUUACUUAAUCGCAGCCCUAGUCCUAGACCCGAGGCUUCUAGAGUUGUUCUUUUGAUUCAAGGCGAGGAGCGCCAAAGGACUACACAAAGGUUCAUGGAGAGUUUAGGGAUCAAAGUUAAGGUUGUGAUACAUUUGGAAGAUCUUUCUGACACUCUCAUGAAUAUCAAACAAAAGGGGAAGGGGAACCAUUCCAAUAGCCAAAGUUGUUCUCCGUUUGCAUCUCAUAACUCUACUAGCAGAGCCGCCAGAGGAGUCUCUUCCAGUGCCAUUGAUGGAAUUGACUAUAUAAAUUCAAUCUUCAAGAAGACAGAUGUCGAAGCUACCCCUGGUUUUGUCCUUAUUGUGAUUGAUGCAAAUGCAGGACCAUUUUCAGAACUUUCCAGAAUGGUAUCUGACUUCAGAAGUGGUCUCCGCAAUCCUUGUAGGGUUGUUUGGUUAGAGGAGCCUCAUAUGCGUGGCGUUAAUUUCGAAACCAUUAUUGAUGAGGAUGUUAGUAAUUCAAAUGAUGUCCCGUUAUAUAAACCGUUUCAUGGUAGUCGUUUAUUCCAAGUUAUUAGGUUUCUUCCCGAGUAUGGUGGUGCAUGGAAACACAGUUCUAGUGGAGCAAAGAGAGAAAGAGGAAAUGAAUUAUGUGGAGAAAUACAAGAAUGUGGAGACUCAAGCAAUAAUGACAAACCCUUGAGUGGUAUGAAAUUUUUGGUUGUUGAGGACACUAGAGUUUUGCGCACGAUAACUAGGACUAUUUUAGAACGGCUUGGUGCUUCUAUCGAGGAAUGCGAGAAUGGUGAACAAGCUCUACGGCUAGUUGAAGAGGGUCUAACUCGGGGUUUUCAAAUUCCUCCAUAUGAUUACAUCUUAAUGGACUGCGAGAUGCCGGUAAUGGAUGGAUACGAGGCAACAAGGCAGAUAAGAGAGAUGGAGAAGCCCUAUGAUGUUCAUUUUCCUAUCAUUGCAUUAACUGCUAAUACAGAGGAAUCGACAAAAAUAUCCAUAGAAGCUGGAAUGGACCAUCACUUGGUCAAACCCAUCAUUAAAGAGGUGUUACUUGAAGCCAUCAGAAGCAUACAUAGAAAAGAGUGA